Molecule: messenger RNA, 399 nt
Organism: Caenorhabditis remanei
Lineage: Eukaryota; Metazoa; Nematoda; Chromadorea; Rhabditida; Rhabditidae
Exons: 2
Coding region: 1-399 (132 amino acids)
Source: RefSeq, a predicted model, not a curated record
AUGAACGACUGUACUGUCCCAACACUCCACCAAAGAACAGAUCCAGUACGCGACAAUGGAUGCCAUCGCGCUCCAUUACCUCAACAUCCUAGAACAAUCAAUCCUGACACUACUCCAACAUUCUUCAGACAGAUGCAACCAAAUUCGUCUCAUAUCUCUCAAUUAGAGAACAUUCGUGAUAAGCUGUUGGAGAUUGAGGAUGGAAUGGAUUGGCUGCGGGAGCCUGACGCCUGCAGCAUCUUGGAGAAGAUAAGAAAGAAGAUCGAGUCGGUGAUGACAUGGGAGAAGUUCUGGGAACUCAUCAUCGAACGCCAAAUCCAUUGUAUGGAGGACAUCCGGACAAACAGAAACAGACACAGAGAUGCACUGGACAAACAUCUCGUGCGGACAAACCAAUGA